AUGCCGUUUCGGACUGGUUUCAGCAUGAUUGUGAUUGUGCGGGACUUUUCUUUAGUGGGGGAGUGUAUUGAGGAAGUUCUCUCUGUAAUCAAGCCGACGGAGGACGAUCGAAACAAACGUCUGGAAACAAUUCAAGAGUUUGUGAAUUCCAUCUAUUCAGCUGCUGAUUUGGGAGGUAGCUCUGUCAAACCUUUUGGAUCCUUCGCAUCAAAUCUUUAUGCAAAAUCAGGUGAUUUGGAUGUAUCGGUUGAGCUGUCAAAUGACCCUGACUCCCUUACAACCAAGAAAAAGAAGCAAGCCUUGAGAGUCAAAAGAAUAAAUGCCUUGAGUGAAGUAAGGAGAGUUUUACAAAUCAAAGGUGUUGCUAGGGAUGUGCAGUUCAUUCCUACUGCAAGGGUUCCAGUUCUUAGUUAUGUGAGCAACAAAUUUGGCAUUUCCUGUGAUAUAUCCAUCGAUAACUACCCUGGUCGAAUUAAAUCCAGAGUGCUAUACUGGCUCAAUACUCUAGAUAAGCGCUUUGGUGAUAUGGUUUUGUUGGUCAAGGAAUGGGCAAAAGCUCAAAACAUUAAUGAUCCAAAAAACGGAACCCUGAACUCAUAUUCGCUUUUCUUACUUGUCAUCUUUUAUUUCCAGACUUGUACGCCUGCAAUUUUUCCACCUAUGAACGAGUUUUUUGAUGUGGACGAUCCAGCAGGCGAGACAAAAUUGGCUUGUUUGUGA
This is a messenger RNA of Triticum dicoccoides, 720 nucleotides long. RefSeq names its product protein HESO1-like. The transcript has 6 exons. NCBI's taxonomy places the organism in Eukaryota, Viridiplantae, Streptophyta, Magnoliopsida, Poales, Poaceae. The coding region runs from base 1 to 720 and encodes 239 amino acids. The record is from RefSeq and is a predicted model, not a curated record. Gene Ontology annotation, molecular function: RNA uridylyltransferase activity.